Rhododendron vialii is the source of this 1597-nucleotide messenger RNA. RefSeq lists its product as uncharacterized. Lineage: Eukaryota; Viridiplantae; Streptophyta; Magnoliopsida; Ericales; Ericaceae. The transcript has 9 exons. The record is from RefSeq and is a predicted model, not a curated record. Bases 86 to 1288 code for a protein of 400 amino acids.
UGAGAUUCGGAACUAAACUAUGCUUUUUGGGUACACUCCUAUUUAAAUAAGGAGCUGUUUCCAUUUUUCGAUACUUUGACAAAACAUGUGGAAAGUAGCUUCAGGCAUUGCUUUGUUUCUCUUCGGAAGGCUCUCUUUAUUUCUGCUGCUGUCUUCUUCUUUCAAUCUCGACAACAAAGUUUCUGCCUUCGGAAGCAGCUUGAGCCAAACCCCGGAUUUGUCCAAUUCUGUUUCCACAUUGCAUACCAAUCACUCGCGUUCGCUUCUCGGCAGCAUAGAUGAAGUCGGUAAAAAAAUCCCAAUCGCGAUGGCUCCAGCUACAGCUCCGGUUAAUUGCAGGCCCCUGAUCAAAUCAGAAUUCACCUUUCCUGUAAACUCCACUCCUUUCCUUAUGUGCCAUGCCUCCACAAUAGUAGAGGUUGGUAAAGAUCAUUUUUUGGUGGCUUAUUUUGGUGGUUCGUAUGAAGGAGCACCUGACGUCAAAAUUUGGUUACAAACAUACAUGGAUGGUAAAUGGUUCGCUCCGGCUGUGGCUGAUAAUCAGACCGGUGUUCCAAUGUGGAACCCAGCUCUAUUUAAGCUUCCGUCCAACGAGGUGCUUUUGUUCUAUAAAGUUGGCCCCAGUACCCAACAAUGGAGUGGAUGCAUGAAGCGGUCCUAUGAUUUCGGUCUUACUUGGUCAGGAAGAGAACAGCUUCCUCCUGGUAUUUUAGGACCGAUCAAGAACAAGCCCUUCUUGUUGGAAAAUGGCACCUUGCUAUGUGGAACUUCGGUAGAAAGUUGGAAUUCCUGGGGGGCAUGGGUCGAGAUGACACAUGAUGCUGGUAUGACGUGGAAAAAGUAUGGACCGAUAUAUAUCAAGGGCGACACUCUCAGUGUGAUUCAACCAGUUCCAUACAAGACUGCAAACGGGUACUUGCGCGUUCUGAUGCGAUCCUUUACGGGAAUCGAUAGGGUUUGUAUGUCGGAAUCCCGUGAUGGUGGCUACACCUGGAGUUAUGCAACACUUACUCAACUACCCAAUCCAAAUUCAGGGAUUGAUGGAGUAAAGUUAACAGAUGGCCGCCUCCUACUUGCUUACAAUACAGUGUCCAGAGCAAUUUUGAAAGUUGCCAUCUCACCUGAUGAUGGGGAUACCUGGAAAGAGGCCUUGACAUUAGAGGAUACAACGGGAAUGGAAUUCUCUUAUCCGGCUGUUAUACAGGCUAGUGAUGGAUUCGUUCACAUCACGUAUACAUAUAACAGGACUCAGAUUAAGCAUGUUGUUCUUCAACCCAACUGUAUGUAGGGCAUAUUGAUACGAGAAAAGGUUGGUAUAUAUUCCAUGUAAUUUAUCUGCUUUAAGUGUCGUGUGGGUCAGAGUAUUUCGAUGGUGCUCCAACUGAUGCUGUUGUAAAAAUUAUAUGAUUUUUCGAAGAGAAAAAAUGCAAGACGUUAUUGUAAGUUAUGUCUUAAUUUGUAGAUUUCAUGUACUUGCUUCGUUUGCUACAUAUUGGUCUACAGCUUGAUUGAGUUGCGUAUUUUUUCUGUAAUAACUCGCUGAAUGGAGGAACAUUUUAUUUUCUUCUAUAAAGUAAAUUCCGAGUUUUGGUCGGAA